Seminavis robusta is the source of this 1323-nucleotide messenger RNA. The record is from the annotation of a GenBank genome assembly. Lineage: Eukaryota; Bacillariophyta; Bacillariophyceae; Naviculales; Naviculaceae.
AUGAUCCACAAGAGAUGCAUUUCAUUGCUCCUGUUGCUGCUGCUGCAGCACCUUGCCACCACCACUUCCUUUGUCCCCAGACACCGCGUCUUCGUACCCAAUCCAUCGCAGACAAGACAGCAGCAAGACUCUAUUGUUCUGUUGAGGACCAAAGAGUUGAAUGAUGACGACGAAGACGACGACGACGACAAUACCAAUGGCUCCUCUUCCAAAAAGACUCGUCGCGAACGCUUGGCGUCGUUUCUGCAACAACCAGACGACAUGAGACCAACAGUAUCGGAAUGGGCCGUCACGGCCAGACGACCCGAUAUUGAAGCCGGCCAACGGUAUCGAUCCCGCGAUUGGCUCAUCAACAUCCUGUCACUCCCCAAUUCCUUUGUCCUGAAACGAAUCAAAUUCCAUUUGGUCUCCAACACGUUGCUUAGUUUGUUGGUGGUGCUAGUGGAUCGUUACUGGGUGCGAUUGGGAAUUCCCGUCUUGGCGCAUACAUUGGUGGGAAGCUUUCUGGGUCUCCUCUUGGUCUUUCGCACCGACUCUGCCUACACGAGGUUUUGGCAGGCCCGUCAUUACUGGACUAAAACCAAGGAAACCUGUCGGAAUCUCGCCAUUACGGCAUCGACACAACUCAAAUACCAUUCCCCCAAAAGUGCCACACGCUUGUUGGAAUUACUCAUUGCCUUUCCCGAAGCACUGUGCUAUACGUGUUUGUGUGGCGCCAUGCCCUUGACCAAUCGACUCAAGCGCAUCCUGCCGGCACGCUUGCAAAAUGAUCCUGCCAUUUGUCUGUGCCUCAUGAUGCAACAAGAAUUGUUGGCAGCGGCGCAGGAAUCGCCCAGUUCUGGAUUGAAUAUCGUAGAGGCGCGAUAUCACAUGGAAGCAUCCAGUUUUAUUCAAACCUUGAUGGACACGACAACGCACUGUGAAAUGAUUGUGAGGACUCCGGUUCCCUGGAGUUACUCUCGGCACACGUCUCGGUUUCUGACAGUCUGGUGUGGAACACUACCCUUCGCGCUCGUUCAGUCAUUUGGGUGGUUGACAUUGCCCGCCGUAAUGGUAGUUAGUUGGUGUCUUUUCGGCAUUGAGGAGAUUGGUCACUUGAUUGAACAACCCUUUGUCAGCGAUGAUGUAGUAGUGUCCCAACGCUUUUUGAGUAAAUCGGACCGUAUGGAGCUUAAAGCCAAAGCCUACGAUUUGGGAAUCCCUGUAGAGCAAUUGGCUUGGUUGAUUUCGGGGCAGGUUGUGGAGAUUGCGUACGCGGCUUCGCAGUUGCCUGAAAUCCCCCUAGCCGAUGUCACAGUGGACGAUGAACAACUUGCUUCUUGA